Molecule: messenger RNA, 3862 nt
Organism: Ctenopharyngodon idella (grass carp)
Lineage: Eukaryota; Metazoa; Chordata; Actinopteri; Cypriniformes; Xenocyprididae
Exons: 16
Coding region: 908-2497 (529 amino acids)
Source: RefSeq, a predicted model, not a curated record
AACCCAGUCUCCUGCUACUGCGUAUCUAUACUACGAGUUUGCAUUUUCAUUCGGCGUAGUAUUUACACGCCAAAGUCACAUUUGGCGUAUAUAUGGUACGCAAAACCCUCCCGUUAAACUUCCAUUGAUAGAAAAUGCGUAUGUAUUGCACGCAGAAAUUUAUUAUAGUCAACGUCAUCAUCAUCGUCCCGCCCCUUCAAUCGAACGAAGAUUCACGAUUUCAUCUCGUGCAGGUGCCGAAGCAGCAUAUGCAGAAAUAUUGAUUUAGAAUACUUAUUUAGAAUAUUUUUUUUUUUUUUUUACAGAAACUUAUUGUAGGCUAUAUAACUUACUCAUCAUCUCUAGUGGGGACGAAUGUUGCUACUACAUAAUACAGUUUAAUUCUAAACAAUCCCCGACGGGGAAAGAAAAAUGCUUGCAGAAGCUUCAUUAAUUCAAUGUGAAUUAGUUAUAUGUCUGCUUUAUUUAAUCUGCUCUCUGCUUUUCUUUCUUUUUUUCUUUUUUUGCUUGUUUAAUGUUACACGAAUUUUUGUUUCUUUGUUUGUGAUUGUAUUUGUAAUAGUAAAAGUAUUAAUAAUAAAUAAAUAAAUAUAAAAAGUGUAUUGCCCUGAUUUUUAGUCCUUCGCUGUUUCAGGAACCACCCACUCCCGCUUGGAAACCAAUCAAAUGUUUAAACAUUUUUUAGCGCCAUCAUCAAUAUCCCGCCCCCUCAUCGUGCGACCUCGUGCAUCAUCAUCAAAGUCGUCAAUCAUCAGAAUACCCAAAAUGUCCACAGGCUCUUUAGAAGCAGCACUUGUUCUUGGAGAUGUGUUUCUUGAUCAGAUACAGAAAGAAGAAAAAAAGCAAGCCAAGAGGUCUAAGCCACAUCCUACGACUGUGAAGUGGAGGCAAAGGGACAGAAACGGGAAUGUUAUACGGCCGCUUCGAAAAAAAAACCUCAAUAAAACAAAAACUGAAAAGAAAGGCUCCUAACCACGGUCCCACCAGUGUGCCCAUCCAAGAGGAAUUUGUUUAUCGAGCAGAAACUGCUUCACUCAUUGAAGAAUUGGAGCAUAUCCUUAAUGACGAAUGUGUUCAGCCUGAAGAGGUGUCUUUGGCAACAUCCUGGCAAAAGAGGCAAUCCCUAAGCCAUGAAAGAUGGCACAUUGCAAGGGAGGCCAUGGUUAAGAAUCUUUUGGCAGCUGAAUAUGUUCAGGAACGCAUCUGCCAACACUGUCUUACUGCAGAGGCCAUUGUACGGUGCAGGGACUGUCUACCUAGGCAGUUUCUAUGCACCGUGUGUGAUGGAGAUGUUCAUCAGCACCUACCUCUCCAUAACAGAGACUCUAUGGCCCAUGGGUUCUUCAAGCCAUUGUGUCCAACCACUGCAGUGAAGAGACAUUCCGAGGCCAUUGAGUUCUCUGAACAGGUUCGAUAUCUUCCACUACUUUUGCCAGAGAAAAUUUGUGCCUGUUCAGAAAGUUCCUGCAGGUUGAUCAGUGGCAAGGCCAUUAUUGUAAUAAAUUUUAAUGGACGGUACAAUCUCACCCUUCCAUCACUGGAGACCUCAUGCUGUGGGAAAACAUGGUCAGUGGGGCUCAGUGAUCUCCUCAAGUCUGGGUACUGGCCAGCCUCUAUACAUUUUGAGACCGUGUAUGAGGCUGGCCUUUUUAGGUCUUUUCUGGAUUUAAAACUUUUUGCUCCAGGUCUUUCACGUAAAGCGUUCCUUGGAAUGCUUGACCGGCGAACAGAGUACAAUGGCAGGAGUGGUAAAAUAUGUGGAGACACAUUCCAGAAAGCCUUGCUGGAGUGGACCUUUGCCCAGCAUGAGGUUGAGAGGCUUUGUGGUGUACAGCCAUUUAAAUGUCCUGCUUGCAGUCCUUCCAUGCAUGCCAUCUCAGUGGAUGGUAACAGGAAGCUGUACAGGUUCCAUAAUGCACAUGGCACAGAGAAGGGCUACUUCGAUGGGACAUUUAUAAUGAAGGAUGAAGAUGUUUCAUCCUUUGUGGGAUAUGUUCAUGAAAAGACCAAGCAUGCCACAGGUAAAGGGAUGUGUGGCUCUUCUCAAUGGACAGCAGCCAAGGAGUCUGCAAAAAAGUCGACAUCAAAGAUUGAUGAGGAAGGCCUUGAGAUUGCUGUGUGCCGACAUGGAGGACUUUUAAAAGGCCUAAAUAUGUUCAGAGGGGAAAUAUUUGCUUAUCCCCUGUUCCUUCAAAACACCCUCUCAAAAGAAAAUGUGUCAUUCUUCUGCUCAGAUGUCGCCUGCAAGUACUGGCCAUACUUAAAGAGAGUGGUGGGACACUGUCCAGAGCUAAGGCCUUUAUUAAAUAUGCACCCACUAUUAUCAGUUAUGCAUGCCAAAGCACAUGAGUGGAGUUGUGAGAUAAAAUGGUCUGGAAGAAACCAAGAGGGAGCUGGUCUUACAAUUGGAGAAGAGGUGGAGCAAGUCAACUCCUUCUUGUCGAGAGGUGCAAUUUGCACUAAAUACAUGUCCAAAGCUGGUGAAUAUAUUAGAUAAACACUACUUUUAACAUAUAGUUAUUUCUAAGUAUCAAUGAAUCAUGACUAUAACUUUUUUUAAUAUAUUUUCUUUGACCAACUAUCUAAUAAUAGCACGUUCAGACAUGCUCACUGUUCUUGCUUCUGCAUGGAACAAACGGAAGUCUGAAAAUCUGGCCAAAUGUUUGUCUCAAAGAUACAUUAAGACAACCGAAAGGCUGAAAGUGGAAAGAGAGAGCUUUGAAAGUCUGCAGGCUGAGCUUAAUGUCAGUGAUGUCCAGCAGUGGGCCACAGUAUCAAGUGCAAAGGAGGACACUGGACUUGAGGGCAGAAUUCGAGGCCUUUAUGUCAGCAUAAAGCUGAGAAAAAUGAAUCUAUACCGUCAGACAGAUAGCAACAAGAGAAGGCACAAAAUAAGGAGGAAAAUUAAUGAAGACAAGUCAACCUUGGCAGCUGCCAUUAAGGACUUCAAUGAACAAUCAGUCCACCAGCUUCCUUCUGUGGAUGAACUGCUCACAGCUGAUCAUUUCCAAUGGCCAUGGGAAUGCCCUGACACUAGUAAUGGCAACCUCUCAACUAAGAAGAUGGUCUUUGACCGGUUCAUGAUGCUUUCCCGACUGAAGGAGGAGGAGCAGAUCAUAGUGACGGAGGUGAAGCAACACUGGUGAUCAUUGAAGGAAGCUGAAUGUUCCCUGAGGGAUCUCUCAGUUCAAAUACAAACUAACAACAGUGACUUUGAGCUUUCAGAGGAGAGUGCCAAUGGACUACUGUGCCUUCUCAAGAGAAAACUGGAAGACCUUCAGUUUCUGCAAAAUAAUGCUAGGAUGUUAUACCGACAAUGUGUUCUGGGACAGGCUUCGGACAGCAUUCUAUUUGAUAACAUUUCCGAUGAAGAAACUGAGGCAAUAAACUACAGCUCUGAUGAAACAGACAGUGAUGAGGACUAAACCUGAGUAUAUAGAAUAGACAGAUACUGAAGAACUAUUUUAAUAAGCUGUAUUUCUUUUUUUUUUUUUUUUUUUUCACUGUGAGAAACAUUUUAGCAUAUUAACAGAAUCUAUUUAAUAUUUUCCCAUCCUAAUGGAAAUGAGAUUAAGGUUCAGCAGUACAAGUUUUGACUAUUAUUUUUGAAUCUUUAAAUGUGUUUGUGUAUGUAAGACAGGUGUUUCACUCCACGCAUUUUUAUAGUCUUAUAAACAGCCAUACAACCUCCAUCCCUAUUAAUUAUAUUCUAUUAUUUCCAUUUUCCUUAGCUCUCAUGGGAUCAUACAGUGUAUAUCUGUGAGGGGUGUUUUGCAGUGUGUACAUAUCUUACAUUGAUAGAAAGUAUAUAAGGAUACAUAACGUUUUCACCUAAUAAUUUUUUUUCCUUACUGUAAGCAAA